GUGUAUGUUACAGGGGUGGGGUGGCGAGCGAGCGGUCUCCUCCUCCGGCUCGUGCUGCGGUGGCCUCCCGCGAGUCCGGCGGGAGGGGAAGCGGGCGUGGACUUGUCUCGACGCUCUAAAAAUCCAGAUGGCAAAUUCUAUGAAUGGCAGAAACCCUGGUGGUCGAGCAGGAAACCCCAGAAAGGGCCGAAUUUUGGGUAUUAUUGAUGCCAUUCAGGAUGCAGUUGGCCCCCCCAAACAAGCUGCAGCUGAUCGAAAAACUGUGGAGAAAACUUGGAAACUCAUGGACAAAGUGGUAAGACUGUGUCAAAAUCCCAAACUCCAGUUGAAAAAUAGCCCGCCAUAUAUACUUGAUAUUUUACCUGAUACUUACCAGCAUUUGCGGCUUAUAUUGAGUAAAUAUGAUGACAACCAAAAGCUUGCCCAACUGAGCGAGAAUGAAUAUUUCAAAAUCUACAUUGAUAGUCUAAUGAAAAAGUCAAAGCGAGCAAUAAGACUUUUCAAAGAAGGCAAGGAGAGGAUGUAUGAAGAACAGUCACAGGACAGGCGGAAACUCACGAAACUGUCCCUUAUCUUCAGUCACAUGCUGGCAGAAAUCAAAGCAAUAUUUCCCUCUGGUCAGUUCCAGGGAGAUAACUUCCGUAUCACAAAAGCAGAUGCUGCUGAGUUCUGGAGAAAGUUUUUUGGUGACAAAACGAUUGUGCCAUGGAAAGUAUUCAGACAGUGCCUCCAUGAAGUCCAUCAGAUUAGCUCUGGCCUAGAAGCGAUGGCCUUAAAAUCUACAAUUGAUUUAACUUUCAACGAUUACAUUUCAGUAUUUGAAUUUGAUAUUUUUACCAGGCUAUUUCAGCCAUGGGGCUCUAUUCUGCGGAAUUGGAAUUUCUUAGCUGUGACGCAUCCUGGGUACAUGGCAUUUCUCACUUAUGAUGAGGUUAAGGCGCGCCUGCAGAAAUACAGCACGAAACCCGGGAGCUAUAUUUUCCGACUGAGCUGCACUCGACUUGGGCAGUGGGCCAUUGGUUACGUGACGGGGGAUGGGAAUAUCCUGCAGACCAUUCCACACAACAAGCCCCUGUUCCAGGCCCUCAUUGACGGCAGCAGGGAAGGAUUUUAUCUUUAUCCCGAUGGGAGGAGUUAUAAUCCUGAUUUAACUGGAUUGUGUGAACCUACCCCCCAUGAUCACAUAAAAGUCACACAGGAACAGUAUGAAUUGUACUGUGAAAUGGGCUCCACUUUUCAGCUCUGUAAAAUUUGUGCAGAAAAUGACAAAGAUGUCAAGAUCGAGCCCUGUGGGCAUUUGAUGUGCACCUCUUGCCUGACUGCAUGGCAGGAGUCGGAUGGCCAGGGUUGCCCCUUCUGUCGUUGCGAGAUCAAAGGCACAGAGCCCAUAAUCGUGGACCCCUUUGAUCCCAGAGAUGAAGGCUCCCGGUGUUGCAGCAUCAUCGAUCCCUUUGGCAUGCCCAUGCUCGACUUGGAUGAUGAGGACGAUCGCGAGGAGUCUUUGAUGAUGAAUCGCCUGGCAAGUGUUCGCAAGUGCACUGACCGGCAGAACUCGCCAGUCACGUCCCCAGGAUCCUCUCCCCUCGCGCAAAGAAGAAAGCCCCAGCAGGACCCACUCCAGAUCCCACACCUCAGCCUGCCGCCCGUGCCUCCUCGCCUGGACUUGAUUCAGAAGGGCAUAGUCCGGUCUCCCUGUGGCAGCCCAACGGGCUCACCGAAGUCCUCUCCUUGCAUGGUGAGAAAACAAGAUAAACCACUCCCAGCACCCCCGCCUCCCUUAAGAGAGCCACCACCCCCUCCGCCUGAGCGACCUCCCCCCAUCCCGCCUGAGAACCGACUGAGCCGCCACCUGCAGCACGUGGACGGGGUGCCUUCCAGGGACCAGCCCAUGCCUCUGGAGGCCUGGUGCCCUCGCGAUGUGUUCGGGACCCAUCCAUCCUUGGGGUGUCGCAUCGUGGGGGAGGGCUCCCCGAAGCCUGGAAUCACAGCGAGCUCGAAUGUAAACGGGAGGCACAGUAGAAUGGGCUCCGACCCAGUGCUGAUGCGGAAGCACAGGCGCCACGACCUGCCUACUGAAGGAGCCAAGGUUCUCUCCAACGGUCACCUAGGAAAUGAAGAGUACGACAUCCCUCCUCGGCUUUCUCCUCCUCCUCCAGUUACCACCCUGCUCCCUAGCAUAAAGUGUACUGGUCCAUUAGCAAAUUCUCUUUCAGAGAAAACAAGAGACCCAGUAGCGGAAGGUGAUGACGAAUACAAGAUUCCUUCAUCCCAUCCAGUGCCCCUGAACUCACAGCCAUCUCAUUGUCAUAAUGUAAAACCUCCUGUUCGGUCGUGUGAUAAUGGCCAUUGUAUGCUGAACGGAGCUCAGGGUACCUCUCCAGAGAUGAGGAAGUCCAACCUGCCUGAAUUAGGCAUCUAUCUAAAGGGUGAAGAUGCUUUUGAUGCCCUCCCCCCGUCCCUCCCUCCUCCCCCACCUCCUGCAAGGCAUAGCCUCAUAGAACAUUCGAAACCUCCUGGCUCCAGUAGCCGACCAUCCUCAGGGCAGGACCUUUUCCUUCUUCCUUCAGAUCCAUUUUUUGAUCCAGCAAGCAGCCAAGUUCCUUUGCCUCCUGCUAGAAGAUUACCAGGAGAAAACGGCAAGCCCAGCAGAGCAUCGCAGGACUACGACCAGCUUCCUCCCUCAUCAGAUGGUUCACAAGCACCAGCCAGACCUCCCAAGCCAAGACCCCGCAGGACUGCACCAGAAAUCCACCACAGAAAGCCCCACGGGCCUGAGGCAGCACUGGAAAAUGUCGAUGCAAAAAUUGCGAAACUCAUGGGAGAGGGAUAUGCCUUUGAAGAGGUAAAGAGAGCCUUAGAGAUUGCCCAGAAUAAUGUCGAAGUGGCCCGCAGCAUCCUUCGAGAGUUUGCCAUCCCUCCUCCAGUCUCCCCGCGCCUAAAUCUAUAGCAGCCAGAACUAUAAAUGCCAGAAUGCAGAGCAGUUGACAAAUAUUCCGGGAGUGCGGAGAGAGCAGACUGCGAUGGAAUCCGAGGGAGCCACCUCCCCACGCAGCGUCUUGAGGAAGGAGCCCAGUGUUGCUCUGAAUGCCGCGUGCUGAGGACGUCGACACUGCGGCCCCUUGCGUUGCUAGCCAUACUUUUAAAUCAGGGUUGAACUGACAAAAAUAAUUUAAAGACGUUUACUUCCCUUGAAAAUUGAAUCUGUGAAAUGCUUUUCCUUGUUUACAAGUUGGCAAAGUUGCAGUCUGUGUUUUUGAUUCCUGUACUGUGCUAUUGACCGACCCUUGACAGAGCGGUCCGGUCUGCUGUAACAUUUCUCGUAACCAUAACCUCUAUUGCUGUCCACAUCAACAGCAAAAUCACCUCUUCAAGUUGAUCGCCGCCAUCUCCAUCCUUCCCCACCCCAGGUCCAAUGCCAUUUCUACCAUUUACAAAAUGCUUUAAAGGGUCUGACUUUCAACAUAUCAAACUAAUGCAAAAAACUAUGUGUAUGGUCUUCACUACUGAGUCUUUUCUUUGGAAACCAUCAUUUUUGAGAUGAGAAAAAACCUGAAUGUAUAAAACAUUUCGUUAAUAAACUGCCUUUUAUAAGGGGUUUUUACCUAAUAUAGAAGAGCUUGCCUUGGUAGUUUAAGUUUCAUAACUUUUAGUUUUCCACAGUAUCUCUCUCUCAUCCCAGGAGCACCAUGGCACUGCAAAAAUCUAAAAUACUAGAAAACAGCUACUACAGAUAUCAGAUUCACUUGCACAAGAAUAUACCCGAAUGGAGUUUUUGAAUGAGCUUCUCACAUAUUUAUAUCUGCCUUACUUUCAGGCAUGCUGAAUAAGAGGGCCCCCUCCCGACACGAAUACCCUUCAGCUAAGUCACAGACGCACUGUACCUUCUCCAAAGUCAAGUAGCGGUCUGUUCCUAUUGAGAGAUUAUACCGUACGCCACAGUUCUUAAGGGCUGCGGGAGCUGUUAUGGUGGAAACAGUCAGUCUUUGAUGCACUGUUAAGUGCCGAUGCUACUGUGGCAGUUGUGCUUUGGAGGCUUUUUUGGUUUUUGUGGGGCUUUGGGUUUUGUUGUUUUGUUUUUUAUAAAGUUCUUGGUAAUUUUCUCUCCAGUCAAAUUAGCAUUUGUAUUUAAUUCGCAGAAUCUCAUUAGUCCCCAUUGCUCCCUCCUCCAGUCAGGUGAGAGUAAUAUAUAGCUUUGCCUUUUUUGCAGAACUACAAUUGUUCCUUUAGCAACUGUGUUACUACUUUGAAUGAAUGUCUAAAUAUUAAUCAUGCCCCUACAGUGUCCUCUUGGCACUGUGUUUUAAAGCACAAACUCACGAGCUGAUCCCAGUAUCAUGUUUUAAAGAUGAAUUUUGAUGGCAAAAGUCUGUGGUGGACAAAACCUAGAAGGGUGGCACCAGAGCUUUAAAAUUUUCCAGAUACCUACUUUUUUUCUUUUCUUACUCCUAAUGAGAAUUUAGAGAAAUGAGACAAAACUCUGAAAAAUGCUUGAGCUUGCUGAACAUUUUCUAAGUAUGGAUUAAGUGUGAGUUUAUGCAUGUGUCAGCCACUCUUCACACCCAGUGUGAUGCAUUAGUUUGCGGUCAGGACUCAAGAGGACACAGCCGACAUCUGGCAGAUCUGGCAAAGUUGGUAUGCAAGGCUUGGGCUGACCCAGGGAGGGGAUGACAGCGUUUCUUUGCAAGGUGGCGUGUGCCUGUUUGUACAAUGCUAUGCUCAUGGGAGGUGAGGAUACUUGGGGAUAUGUGCAAGCCUUUAGUAAUUUUUGCACUUAAAUGAAUUUCUGUGAUUCUGAACUAGUUCUGUCCUUAAAGGGAAAUUUUAAAUUUGCAUUAUAUAUUCUUCCUGUGAGCAGGCCUGAGUGCAGUUUUUUGUACAUUGGGAACAGCGUUGGAUAAUUUUUUAUUGCUUUCUGAACUCCCAAGUUGUGUCGUCUUGAAUUUUCUUUUACUAGUUUUGAUGUCAUGUUGGCUUUAUUAUGAAUCGAUGAUGAUGGGUACAGGCUGAAAGCCAAAGUGUCACUGUGUUGUGAUAAUACUGCCAUGGCGUUCUUAGUGGAUGAGGGGAUGACGUAAGAAUGUCACAAAGCAGAGUAUGUUUUCAUUCAGUUUUCAUAUAAUACAUUGAAAUUUUCAGUGAGAAGUUAAGAAGAAAGGACUUGACAAUGUUGUAAAGUUGGACCAGAGUUCAGGGCAGGGAGACUAUUUGCAAACAUGAGUCUAGCCCCCGCCACAAACUCUGCAUCUUGUACUCAGUAGCAUAGCACUCAUUAAUCUUCUCUGUAACAAUAGUGAAUUGCAGAGUCAUACAGAAUAGAAUGGAAAGAGGCAAAUGUUCUCUCAAACACUGCCAUGAAAACUCAUAGCUGCAUAUUGCCUAUGACAUCACUCUCAAAAAGAAUAUUUUUAAAGAAAUAUUUAAACAAAAAUAUUUUUUCAUUAUAAAACUACCUAUUAGUGCUUGGAGACGACCCAGACCUGGCUUCACUGUGAUCCACAAAGUUAGACAUUUCUCCUCAUUCUCAACAUUUGCUGAAUGCCAUUCAUGGAUCUGAAGCCAAUAUUUAAAAUCUGCAAGAUGAAAAUCAUGGCCAAUAUUAAUCCUCAUCACUAAAUACGUUUAUCUUCAUGAAUAUUUCAGUAAAUUUAUGUCCAGUCUUGUUUUUCCCUUGAUAUCUGAUAUACUACAACCAUUUCUAGAGUAGAAACAUUUUCUGUUUAAUGUGAACCUCCCCAAUUUGACCUUCAGCUCGCCCCUGUCCACUUCCCCUUGCCCAUGCUGCAGACAGAUGUGGUAUAGACACAGCCUUCAGUGCAACUCCAAAGGGCCCCUUGCUAAUUCAGUGUUUCACACAGCAAGAACAGUUCCCAAAAGUUUCUUCAUAAUGUGAAUUUACUUAAUUUUUAAGUUCCAGAAGCAUUUCUUGUGUAUCACUUCUCAGAUUUUCAACUUGAAAUUUUAAUUUGCACUGAAUUACCUAAUCUGGUUUUAAAAUGUCUCUGUUGAAAUGACAGAUCUGGAAGCAAAUUACACUAUAUUUUAAAUAGUACAGGUACUACCUGUCAACCUGGAAUUUUAGUGCUUCUGGGAAGUUUCCAUAAAAAGCAAUAGAGUAAAGGGUUUCCUUUCCAGUUACUAUUAUGUUGUUUUAAUACUUUUUAAAAAAUGUGUCUAAAGUUGCAAAAUAGUUAUGUGUUCAAUUAAUUUAUAUUUUAUUCAUUCUUUUUCAAUUCUGUUUUUAUGUAACCAAGUAUUUUUUCUGUUCUU
Octodon degus (degu) is the source of this 6267-nucleotide messenger RNA. It is a transcript of the gene Cblb, whose product is annotated as Cbl proto-oncogene B. Gene Ontology annotation, biological process: negative regulation of epidermal growth factor-activated receptor activity; cell surface receptor signaling pathway. The record is from RefSeq and is a predicted model, not a curated record. Bases 5 to 2947 code for a protein of 980 amino acids. The transcript is spliced from 18 exons. Gene Ontology annotation, molecular function: calcium ion binding; phosphotyrosine residue binding; SH3 domain binding. Gene Ontology annotation, cellular component: membrane raft; plasma membrane. NCBI's taxonomy places the organism in Eukaryota, Metazoa, Chordata, Mammalia, Rodentia, Octodontidae.